AUGGAACAGGCUCUUCGUAUACGGCUUGAGCUUAGCAAGAAUCAGCUGAAUGCAACCUUUCUUAAGGCUUUGGAGGUGUUGAGACAGGUUGAACAUGGAGGAGCUGAUUUGUCAGAAGUCAAGAGGAUCAAAUAUGAGUUGAGUGUAGUCACAUCAAAGUUCAAGGAAGAAGUUCUCCGCUACAUUGAUAAGAUUGCUGAAGUAUCAACGGAUAUAAUUAAGGACUAUACAGAACUGGAACUCAAAGCUGAAAAGGCCAUUAUGUACCUUUCACAAGAACAAUGCGAGCAGCCGAGGCAGAGUAAUUGUGCAAAACUGCCCAAACUACAACUGCCUGUAUUUGAAGGAGAUAUUCUUAAGUGGCAUGAUUUUUGGGACCAGUUCGAAGCAAGUGUGCACAUGGCAACCACCAACAACGCAUUGAAGAUGGCCUACCUUGUUGCGUCACUGAGAGGUUCAACUCUAGAAGCUAUUGAGGGUUUGGGAACAACCAACCAAAACUACGACAUUGCAGUAGAAACUUUAAAAAACCGGUACGGCAACAAGCAGUUCCUAGUUGAUGCCCACUACAAUGCGCUACAUCAGUUGGAGUGUGCUAAGGAGACACCUAGUGAUUGUAGACGAGUCCUCAACAGCGUUGAGAAAAAUAUGAGAGUGCUGCAGUCACUGGGCGAGGACAUAAAUGGCAAUGGGUUCCGGACUAUAUUGCUGAACAAGUUUCCAGAGAAAGUAAUGUUUCAGUUGAAUAUUGCUAUUAAAAGGGAUAGUACAGUCUUAGCAAUACGAGAACAGCUUGAUAACAUAAUUACUGCAAUGGAAUUAUCUCAAGCAAAGUCAGAUGUGGUGUCAGAAAACAGACCUACAUGCUCAACGGAUGCCCUACACAUACGGACACAAACGCGCAAUAAAGGAAGGAACUGGCAUAACAAUAAGUUAAAAACUGGAACAUCGACAGCUGACAAAAUACAAUUGAAGCGAAAUAUUACAACUGGUGCAGAUAGCAAUGUGAAAAGGACACGUAGGUCCUGCAUAUUCUGUGAUGGUGGACAUUAUAAUGACCAGUAUAAUACCUUUAAAGGUAUGGAAGAGAGAAUCAAGAAGAUAGGGAAUGAGUGCUUCAAAUGCUUUCAAGAAGGACACAGAAGUAAGCAGUGUCAAAAAAGGAUAAUAUGCUACCACUGCGCAGGACCCCAUAACCGCGCCCUAUGUCGUAAGAAGAUAUCAGGUACGAAUACUGGUCUUACUAAAAUACCAAAUGUUACAUGUCACAGUCAUAGCUGUAGAUCCUUCUUACAGACGGCAACGGCAAGGGUCCUGAGUAACAAUAAGAAACAUCCUUGCAGAAUUCUCAUGGAUAGUGGUAGCCAGAGAAGCUACAUAACUACACGCCUAGCAAACCUGCUAUCCAUAACACCUUCUGGAGAAGACCUGCUAAUGAUUUACACCUUUGGAUCAGAAAACCCUUUGGAAAUGCUCAGCCCUUCAAUCGAGAUCACAAUAGAAACUAAUAGAAGCAUACAAAAACAGAUACAGGUCAAUAUUGUACCCAACAUUACAGAGAGGAUACCGGUACCACAGAUAACUUCCUUAGACUCAGUCGAUGUCAUGGCUGAUGAUGGCUCGGGUGGUCAAGGAAUUGACAUUCUUAUCGGUAAUGAUUAUUACUUCUCAUUUAUCACAGGGAAAAGGAUUAAGUUGGAUGAAGAGUUAUAUUUGGCUGAUACUGAAUUUGGCUGGAUUUUAUCAGACUGUGUGGAUACUGGCAAAGAUGAAGAUACCCUCACAGUAGUGACAUACCACCAAUCUGAUCCAGGUUAUUCAUAUUUUACUGACCCUGACCUGCCUCUACAAAAUAUGGACAUCAAAUUCUUGUGGACUUUAGAGAAUAUUGGCAUAACCGACUCUGCAAAAACAACACGAGAAGAGGAAGCCGUUCAUCAUUUUAAUGAUACAGUUCAGUACCAUGAAGGGAGGUACUAUGUAAAAUGGCCAUGGACGCAGCAUACUUCAAACUUACCAACAAAUUAUGGCUUAGCUUAUGGUAGACUAAAAGGUUUAUUACAACGUUCAGAUUUUGCUACAUUACAAGAAUAUGACGAGAUAUUGAGGGAACAAUGUGACUCCGGAAUUAUCGAAGUAAUAGACCCACAAAUGAAUGCAGAAAAUGAAAAAGGACCUCCGAUUCAUUAUUUACCGCAUCAUUUAAUAAAACAAGCCGGUAAGCGAGGACGCGUGGUAUACGAUGCAUCUGCGAAGUUAAAGAACCAGCGAAGUUUGAAUGAAUGCAUGUACAAAGGGCCAUGUAUGCUACAAGACUUGACUGCCUUAUUAUUGAACUUCAGAACAAAUAAAAUUGGGAUACUUGCGGAUGUUGAAAAAGCUUUUUUACAAGUUGGGUUACAGCCUGAAGCUAGAGACGUGACUCGGUUUCUAUGGAUAAAAGAUAUCACGAAACCGAUUUCAGAUGACAAUCUUAUUCACCUGAGAUUCUGUCGUGUACCAUUCGGCAUUAUUUCUAGCCCCUUUCUACUCACAGCUACUAUACGUUACCACUUGUCUAAGAAGAAUGGUGGUAUUCUGGAACGUAUUGCAGAUAAAUGCUAUGUGGACAAUUUAGUUACGAGUGCCAAUAACCGCAUUCCAAGAAUUGUCAAUGAAUAUUCGAGAUUGGACUUCCAAUGA
Hyposmocoma kahamanoa is the source of this 2682-nucleotide messenger RNA. RefSeq lists its product as uncharacterized. The record is from RefSeq and is a predicted model, not a curated record. The transcript has a single exon. Bases 1 to 2682 code for a protein of 893 amino acids. NCBI's taxonomy places the organism in Eukaryota, Metazoa, Arthropoda, Insecta, Lepidoptera, Cosmopterigidae. Gene Ontology annotation, molecular function: nucleic acid binding; zinc ion binding.